AUGACGUUUCAUACGCUUCUUCGAGCCAGGGCUCCCACAGCUCUGGCUCGAAGUGCUCUCGCGCCAUCGCGACAAUAUGCUCGCCUCUUAAGCACGACGCCUUAUCGCCGUUCUAAUGACUCCGACCUUAACAAAAUCUCCCGCAAUAUCACACAACCAAAAGCACAAGGCGCAUCGCAAGCUAUGCUUUAUGCGACAGGCCUCAAAGAUGAAGACUUAGCGAAGGCCCAAGUGGGUAUUUCCUCGGUAUGGUACGAAGGAAACCCGUGUAAUAUGCACUUAAUGGACCUAUCAGCCGUGGUAAAAGAAUCUGUCAAGCGGGCUGGACUUAUUCCUUACCGAUUUAACACAAUUGGCGUCUCGGAUGGUAUUUCUAUGGGUACGACGGGUAUGCGAUAUUCUUUACAAAGUAGAGAAAUCAUUGCCGACAGUAUCGAGACCGUUAUGCAGGGCCAAUGGUACGAUGCGAAUAUAUCUCUGCCCGGUUGCGACAAGAAUAUGCCUGGUGUCUUGAUAGCUAUGGGCCGGGUAAACCGACCUAGUAUCAUGGUCUACGGUGGCACCAUUAAGCCGGGUUGCAGCAUGGCUGGUGCGCCAAUCGAUAUCGUUAGCGCUUUCCAGGCAUAUGGUCAGUAUAUUUCGGGCGAGAUCACGGAGAAGCAGCGCUACGACAUCAUCCGACACGCGUGCCCCGGAAAGGGUGCAUGUGGUGGUAUGUACACAGCCAACACGAUGGCUACAGCCAUUGAGACGCUAGGUAUGACCUUACCAGGAAGCAGUAGCAGUCCUGCCGAAGACCCAAGCAAGAUUAAAGAAUGCGAGAAUAUUGGUGAAGCCAUUAAGAAUAUCAUGAAGGAGGAUAUUCGCCCGCGAGACAUCAUGACGAGGGAAGCUUUCGAAGAGGCCAUGGUUGUGGUCAACAUCCUCGGAGGCAGCACGAACGCCGUACUUCACUUAAUCGCCAUCGCCGACGCCGUUGGUAUCAAGCUCACCGUUGAUGACUUCCAAGCCGUAUCCGACAGAACACCCUUCUUAGCCGACCUGAAGCCCUCGGGUAAGUAUGUGAUGGAAGACAUGCACAAGAUCGGUGGCACCCCUGCGCUUCUCAAGUUCCUUAUCGGCCAGGGCAUUAUCAAGGGUAACGGUGUCACGGUAACGGGUAAGACGAUAAAGGAGAACGUCGAAUCUUGGCCCUCCCUCCCCGACGACCAGAAGAUCAUCCGACCAUUCGCCAAUCCCAUCAAGCCAACCGGCCACAUCCAAAUCCUUCGCGGCUCGCUCUCUCCCGGUGGCUCUGUCGGCAAGAUCACGGGUAAGGAAGGUCUAGUGUUCACGGGCAAGGCGCGCUGCUACGACCAAGAAGACGACUUCAUCGCGUCGCUCGAGCGCGGUGAGAUCAAGAAGGGCGAGAAGACCGUCGUCAUCAUCCGGUAUGAGGGCCCUAAGGGUGGGCCCGGCAUGCCUGAGAUGCUGAAGCCGUCCUCCGCCAUCAUGGGCUACGGUCUCGGCAACGACGUUGCACUACUCACGGACGGCCGGUUCUCCGGCGGCAGCCACGGUUUCCUGAUCGGCCACAUCACGCCCGAGGCCAGGGAGGGUGGCCCGAUCGGUCUUGUGAGGGACGGAGACACGGUUACGAUCGAUGCGGAAAAGCGCGUUAUUGACUGUGAUGUGAGCGACGAAGAGAUGGCGAAGCGAAAGGCCGAGUGGUCACCGCCUCCGCCUCGGUACUCCCAAGGCACGCUUACUAAGUACGCAGCUCUCGUCAGCGACGCGAGUCAUGGCUGCGUUACUACGGGGGUGACGGAAUAA
Molecule: messenger RNA, 1812 nt
Organism: Annulohypoxylon truncatum
Lineage: Eukaryota; Fungi; Ascomycota; Sordariomycetes; Xylariales; Hypoxylaceae
Product: dihydroxy-acid dehydratase
Exons: 2
Coding region: 1-1812 (603 amino acids)
Biological process (GO): branched-chain amino acid biosynthetic process
Cellular component (GO): mitochondrion
Molecular function (GO): dihydroxy-acid dehydratase activity
Source: RefSeq, a predicted model, not a curated record